GAGAGAGGGAUAUAUAUGACUUCAAAUCAGGCAAGAAAAGGAGAGAAAAGGGAACAAAAGAAACACGUAUAUUAGAUGAGAAAAGAAGAUCGUGAGUGAACCGAACAACCUUCGCGAAAGACCUCGUAUAUAUCCCUCCUCUCGCAAUACCACAGCGAUGGCACCACCUCUAUGACACAUUCCAAAAACCCAACCCAGAAGCGACCGUCUGUCCAGACCCGGGGGCCCAUCGCCGUAUCCCAGCUGAAGCAAACGAGAGUGGUCAGAGGAAUGCCAGACCACCCAACCAUGUCACCAACAAACGGCCCUCAUCCCGUACGACCCCGGGCAGCAAGGAAACAGAACGGACUGGCCCGACCUCGCGAUCGAUCGGUCGGAUCGGACCUGUCAGCGACAGCCAGCGGCCCUUGCAGACUGGCGUGGCGGUGUGCCGACAGGGAUGCCGGCGCCGUCGGAGCGGAUACGUGCAGCGCGCGGCAUUUCUGGCGGACAGCUGGGCCGGGCUGGUUGGCACUGGACACGGUCGUUCCUACCCAUGGGGUCGUAUUGCUGGGGGGGGGAUGGGUUGCAGUCUGGCAAUCGGAGAAAUUCAGGAUGUGAGACACCGUUGGGGCGGUCUGUGCGUGCCGGGUGUUGUCUGCAGACGGAAUAUUGGCGAUGAAUAAGACUGGAACCGGAUACUGAAGAGGUUGACAGCCGUCGGGAGUGGACCGAGUAGGUACCUAAUCGCACCUCCUUCCCUCAACUUCUCUUCACAUUCUUGGUGCCUCGUCUACAAUGCGCUCCGGAUGUUUCAGUGAUGGAUAGCCAAUAAUCAUCGGGCCCAAUCCAGGCAAAUAUAUAU
This is a messenger RNA of Aspergillus ibericus CBS 121593, 844 nucleotides long. RefSeq lists its product as uncharacterized. The record is from RefSeq and is a predicted model, not a curated record. NCBI's taxonomy places the organism in Eukaryota, Fungi, Ascomycota, Eurotiomycetes, Eurotiales, Aspergillaceae. The transcript has a single exon. Bases 172 to 600 code for a protein of 142 amino acids.